AUGGCUGAUUUAAACACAGUUACAGAAGAAAUUCCUGUCGAGACUCAUAGCUCAGAAAAACGCAGUUCGAAACCACGUGUUUCUGUAGCACGCAAUGCUAAUGUAAGCAGUACUACUGGCGCUGGCAGCAAUAGUGUUGGUGGCAGUGUUGGUGGUGGUGGAGCUGCUGCAAACCAACGGGCUCGUCGCCAAUCAUCGCGCACUUCGAUUCCUAGAGCCGGAUUCGAUCGUCGACUUAUUCGGUAUGAAAAUACAUAUUGCAUGGACCCUGAUGAUGAUCAUAAAGUUGAUAUAGCUCGAUUACGCCGUGUUGCUUCAAGUGUUAUUGAAACAGCUAUUGCUGGUUAUAAAUAUGAUUCGAAUCAAGGAAAACAAUUUUCAGUAGCAUUAGCUGAUCGUGUUCGUAGUCAAAUAAAACAAUUACCGUUUCAACGUUACAAACUUGUCGUACAAGUAUCUAUUGGAGAAAAGAAAGGACAAGAUCUACGAGUAGCUAGUCGGUGUAUGUGGGAUUUGAAAUGGGAUCGACAUUUAACAAUUACAAAAGAAACUUCAGAUGCUUAUGUAACUGUAACAAUUUUUCUAGUUUAUACCGAAUAA
Messenger RNA from Rotaria socialis, 600 nucleotides. The record is from the annotation of a GenBank genome assembly. NCBI's taxonomy places the organism in Eukaryota, Metazoa, Rotifera, Eurotatoria, Philodinida, Philodinidae.